AUGGAACUGAGAUUCCAGGAUAUAUUCACGAACAUCCUCGGGUUCCAAUCCGUGGCUCAAUUCGGUGCCAAGCAGGUACAUACACAGGACGACGUCCACGACAUAAAUACAGACUGUAGUGCAUUCAUCGAGAUUUUGCCUUCUGAAUUGCACGGUGGUUCCAUCGCAAAGGUAAAGAACAAUCUUGCUGUGAUACCAGAAGACUGGACUAGCGGUAGUGUCAUAUCACCAUGGCACAAUACCCGCUCUGCAGAUAGCGCAUACAUAGCGUGCAUAGCCCAGCUCAAGCAGGCCAACUUCAUUGCUUUUCAUGACGACUUCCUGACCUGGAUCGGCAAAGAUGCAAAGAUGGAAAUAGUCCAGACGUUUGAGGGAGUGGAUGCUGAUCAUGUCCACGAAGCACCGAUCUUCCUUCCUGAUACAAGGGAAUUCGUUUUUGCGGAUACGGCUGUCGUAGGAUGGUUGUGGGGCCUGGACGUUGACAAUCGGAAGGUCCGAAAAAUCAAGACGAACCCACCCCUUCACAACGUAAACGGUGGUACUCUUCAUCAAUCGAGGCUGUAUGUCACGACCAACGGCGGCACCGCUCCUGCUAUCUUCAGUUGCUCUCUGCCUCAGAAGAGCAGGAGCUCAGAGUCCGAGACUAUUGACUGUACACCAGUCGUCAACAAUUAUCGUCUGGCUCACCUUAAUUCACCCAAUGAUCUGAUCUUUACUUCCGCAGGUAACAUUCUCUUCACAGAUCCGACGUAUGGCUGGGCACAGUCUUGGCCUGGUGUAGGACUACCCGAGUUACCUACUGCAUUGUAUCAUUUCAACAUGAAGACCAAAGCUCUUAUCGCUCUCGAUCACGAUAUUUUGCAGCCCAACGGACUAGCUCUUUCAAAGGAUGAGAAGACUUUGUACGUGGCGGAUUCAAACUCGACUUCUGGCAAGCCUAUUGGCGUAUGGGAAGACAGUGUCAGAAAUGUUUAUGCUUUCGAUUUUGAUGAAGGUAAAAUGUUGUUGGGCAACAGGAGACUCGUACACGUCGUCGAACGUGGCUGGCCAGAUGGCCUGAGAGUGGCAUACAUGAAGAAUGAUCGAGAAUUAGUGCUUGUCGCGAGCAUAGGAGGCGUCGAUGUGGUGGACGUAAGUCGUGGAGGUACAGGCACCUUGCUGGGCAAGUUUAAUGUCGGAGACGAUAUCAUCUUCAACCUUGAGCCAGUCACAGGAAGUGCCAAAGAAGGUGCAAACAAAAGUGAGGCCAUAUACCUGUUGACUGGCAAGAAGGCGGUCUACCAGGUCACGAUCUCAAGCUGA
This is a messenger RNA of Lithohypha guttulata, 1302 nucleotides long. RefSeq lists its product as uncharacterized. The record is from RefSeq and is a predicted model, not a curated record. The transcript has 3 exons. NCBI's taxonomy places the organism in Eukaryota, Fungi, Ascomycota, Eurotiomycetes, Chaetothyriales, Trichomeriaceae. The coding region runs from base 1 to 1302 and encodes 433 amino acids.